Alternaria arborescens is the source of this 1623-nucleotide messenger RNA. RefSeq lists its product as hypothetical. The transcript is spliced from 2 exons. The coding region runs from base 1 to 1623 and encodes 540 amino acids. The record is from RefSeq and is a predicted model, not a curated record. Lineage: Eukaryota; Fungi; Ascomycota; Dothideomycetes; Pleosporales; Pleosporaceae.
AUGUCAACAUCAUUCUACCCCAUUUACGAUACUUUGCCCGAUGCAAGCGACAACUUGCGCCUUCUUAUCGUCCAUGCUGGUGGCGUGUCCGAACCUAUUCGAUGCACACUGCGAACUGUCAGCUUUCGCGACAAGCCUUCUUAUGAAGCUUUGUCGUACACGUGGGGCGAUACUCCCACCACCGAGUCAAUCGAGGUUGACGGCUUUGACAUUCAAGUUACUGCGAACCUCGAGCAGGCGCUGCGUCACUUACGGGAUGUGGAAAUCGAUAUUACACUAUGGGUAGACGCUGUUUGCAUCAAUCAAUCGGAUUCAGCCGAAAAGUCGCAUCAAGUUGCAUUCAUGGGCAAGAUAUAUCGAGACUGCGCCCAAGUACGGAUCUGGUUGGGAUGCGAUAGCUCCAAGUGCGGCAUUACACAAUCCUCGUUCCAACCGAGCGACUCAGCAGACGGCAACUCUGGAACAGUGGAUCUAUUCGAACUUAUACGCAAUCUGGCAAAUGGUCAACACAUAUACGAGUGGCCUUGCUUCCGUACCGAGAAUGACUGUGGGCGCGAUACAACGGUCUACGAGGUCAAUGAUAAGUGGACCGAAAUUCGCGAAGCGUUCUUGGCUGUCAUGGAAAGCCCAUGGUGGUCGCGCAUGUGGACAGUUCAAGAAGCGGUCUUGCCUACGAAAGGCAUAUUGACCUAUGAUUAUGGACCAGGACCGGGCAAGUGGGCAUCAUGGGCGCGUCAAUUCGAUGCACCCGUCGAUAUUACCUUUUCCGGUUAUGCUUUGAAAAGAUACUUCGCCUACCAUCCAGUUCAUUCCAACAUUUUCGAUGCCUCCGAUGGCCAUAAAUCGAAACGCGUGUUGCUUAUGGCUCAUCCGACACUAGGAGAAUCGGACGCGAGCCACUUGGGACUUGAGAUUGUAGGCAGAAGAGUUGGAAGACUUAAUUUUAUCUCGCAGGAGACCUUUCUCAGUCCUAUAAUAAGAGACGUGAGCAGGGUUCUCAGACAAUGGACCCUAGACGCGCUCAAUUGGGAUGUCAUGGAUAGCUUAGCAGAUAACCAUGCUUACAACAACUCUCCUAAUGAUUCCAGCAAAUAUCCAGAGACAUCUGUGAGGUUCUGGAGAACGCUGCUAGGAGGGUUAAGUAUACCACACAACGUACACGUUUCACCGUGGGAGUGGACCAGGUUUACUCCUGCAACGAUGGAAUGGCUGGAUGAAUUUUUCUCGUGGUUUAGAGUCUAUCAACCUAUGGAUCAGGCACUUUUCCAGAUGAUCUCUGUUGUGGCAUACGGAAGACGCUAUUUCAAGGCGGGUGAUAGUAGUCAGGGUCUCUGCUACCCGAAUGCUUGUGUUGGUGACGAGGUGUGGGUAUUGCAUGGAGGAGAUCUACCGUUCAUUCUUCGACCAGUCUGUCUUGAUCAAGAAGAAAGAGGGACGCUGAUACCCUUGGAUGAGCAAGCCUUCAUGAAAGACGGAAACUUGGUUUUCAAGGACGAUUGCCAGCCUGCCAAAGCACCUGAUGGAUACUACGAGCUUGUUGGAGACUGUCAUUUUGACGAAUUUAUGCAUGGCGAAGCAAUGCACGACGCCGCGUUCCAGGACCAGACUAUCGUGUUGGUGUGA